UGAUUCAGGACACACAAGUUUUGAGGGAAGAAUUGAGUGAAGAGGAAAAGAGUAAAUUACUGAUAAAGAGUCAUGUUCAAAGCAAAGACUAAAGUGAGGAAGAGGGUGUUAGACAAUUGUUUUGGAAGAUGCAUGCUUGUGUUUUACUGUAUGUAUGAGUAAACAUGUAAUGUGGUGUAAGGCAUCUAAACUCAUCACCUACCACUGAUAACUCCAUCCCUUCUUCUCUUCUCUUAUUAUUCUUCCCCACCUCUCGCCCCAUUCACCAUUCCAUGCCCAUCCACUUCUCUCAGUUUCAGGCCUUUCCUUGUCAUUUCUGGCUUUGCUUUUGCCUUUGCCUUUACAAGGAGCCUCAUUUCUGUGGGUGCAUUUGCAGUUUCGUCAAUUGGCUGCUGUUGUUUCUGGGAAGUGGCCACAUUUUUGGGCUUCCUUAUUUGGCUGCUUUCAUUCUUGUUAAUCGGAGAUCUGGGCUUGUUUAUUUGGUUUGUUUCUUGUAUGAGGAGUGGGUGUGCCGAAUUCAAAGAUCUGAACUUUACACGCUGGAAGGUUCUGAAUAUCUGAAAGUAAAUAAGGAAAAACAGACAUGGCAACUGAUCUCAACGCAGAAUUAUCCCAGAAGACUGCCAUUUUUGGUCUUAAGGUCUGGGAAGUUAUCGGGAUUGUUGUUGCAUUAUUUAUCAUAGUCAUCCUUUCUCUGUUGUCGUUUUGUUUAACUUCCCGGAAGAAAUCCAGAGCUAGAAAUAAGAUUCCCCUUACCCAAAUCCCAUCUGUUUCCAAGGAAAUUAAGGAAGUCAGGGUGGAGCAAGUAUCAACCAAUGAAUUUGUUCCUCGUGAUGGUAUUCUUCUCACCAUUCAUGACAAAUCCAGUGACAAAGAGUCAGAUAAGGUUCUGGUUCAUCUGGGGAUGGGAAAAUCCAAGAAUGGAGACAAUAGUAGUCAGUCAGGUUCAUUUCACCAUUUGGAUAAAGAUGGUGUAGGGUCUCAAUCAGGAGAAGAAGGGAGUUCUGGCACAGUAACUGUUUAUAAACCCUCUUCUUCAUAUCCCAUUACUGCUCCUUCUCCUCUAGUUGGCCUGCCUGAAUUCUCUCACUUGGGCUGGGGUCACUGGUUUACGUUGAGGGAUCUUGAACUUGCCACUAACCGGUUUUCAAAGGAUAAUGUUCUUGGAGAGGGUGGAUAUGGCGUUGUUUAUCAGGGCCAUUUAAUCAAUGGGACGCCAGUGGCAGUUAAGAAGAUCCUCAACAAUGUGGGCCAAGCAGAGAAAGAAUUUAGAGUAGAAGUAGAAGCCAUUGGGCAUGUACGCCACAAGAAUUUGGUUCGUCUUUUGGGUUACUGCAUUGAAGGAACACACAGGAUGUUGGUUUAUGAAUAUGUCAACAAUGGAAACUUGGAACAAUGGCUUCAUGGAGCUAUGCGUCAGCAUGGAUAUCUUACCUGGGAGGCUCGCAUAAAGAUUCUCCUUGGCACAGCUAAGGCUCUUGCCUACUUGCAUGAGGCCAUUGAACCAAAGGUGGUGCACCGAGACAUAAAGUCCAGCAAUAUAUUGAUUGAUGAUGACUUCAAUGCCAAGGUUUCUGAUUUUGGUCUGGCCAAGCUGCUGGGUGCUGGGAAAAGUCAUGUCACAACCCGAGUUAUGGGAACAUUUGGAUAUGUGGCUCCAGAAUACGCAAAUACUGGCCUUUUGAAUGAAAAGAGUGAUGUCUACAGCUUUGGGGUUGUACUAUUGGAAGCAAUUACUGGUAGAGAUCCUGUAGAUUAUGGUCGUCCUUCCCAUGAGGUAAAUUUGGUAGAUUGGCUGAAAAUGAUGGUGGGAAGCAGGAGGUCAGAGGAAGUGGUAGACCCAAAUAUUGAGGUCAGACCAUCAACAAGAGCUCUAAAGCGUGCCCUUCUCACUGCUUUGAGAUGUGUUGAUCCGGAUUCUGAAAAAAGACCCAAGAUGGGCCAAGUGGUGCGAAUGCUCGAGUCUGAGGAGUAUCCCAUACCAAGAGAGGAUCGAAGGCACCGUAGGAAUCAUGGAAGUAGCUUGGAAAUAGAUUCACAAAGGGAUAAUUCUGACACUGAUCGUAGCGAUUUUCCAGCUUCCAGAUCAGAGAGCAAGCGGACGCAGUCUUAACAUAAACUGCAAACAGGCUGAGGAUGAACGGUGGAAUUCUUAAAAUUCUUUCAAACUGUUAAAAUUUCUUGGGUUUGUCUCCAUAUUAGUUGUCAAUAAGUAGGGCAUGGUGGUAAAGAGUGGGGAAGGGGACAAUGAUCGCUUAUUCUUUUGCUUUUUUUUUUGGCUUCUCCUUUUGUUUAAAUUCUUCAUAUAAUUUGUAGAUGGAAGAGAUGACUUGUUUGUGCAUGGAAAUUGGCGUUGUGAAGAACCGAAGAUUACUAGGGGUGUGUACAGAAUCGGGGAGCUCUUUUUUAAGUUUUAAUAUUGUUUUGAUGAAUUGCUCCCCACAUUCCUUCUUGAAGAAUGGAGGUGACAAGGUGGUCAUGAACUUUUUUAGAUUAUCUUUCUUUCUGCUUUCCCCCUCUUCACUUCCACCCCAUAUAUUUCUUCUAAAAAGAAGUUAGACUAAUAUGCAACACUCGACAGUCCAUGCAUUAAUGUAAGCUGCAUGGCCACAUUGAGUUGUCGUUUUGGUUUUACUAGCAGGUAUCAUAAAUUGGGGUUUGCUUCAAA
Molecule: messenger RNA, 2668 nt
Organism: Theobroma umbraticum
Lineage: Eukaryota; Viridiplantae; Streptophyta; Magnoliopsida; Malvales; Malvaceae
Product: putative receptor-like protein kinase At5g18500
Biological process (GO): protein phosphorylation
Molecular function (GO): ATP binding; protein kinase activity
Source: RefSeq, a predicted model, not a curated record